AUGUCUGGAAAACCUCCACUAUCUAUUUGGUCAAUCAAGCCCAAAAAGAAGAAGAAGCUGGGUAGCCCUAUUAGCUCUGCUGAUACCGCAAGCAACAACUCCAACGUUAACCCCAGGAAGAGAGGUUACGAUGCUUUAAUCAAAAAGCUUGAGGAUAUGUUUGGCGUUGGGAUUACGGCCCAAUCAAACCGAGAUGAAGCCCAGAAACAACUGGAGAAGCGGGAUAAAAGAGCUCGUUCAAGGGCCGUCAAAAUCGAAGAUGAUGCAAAUUCUGAUCAGUCAAAGAAAAGGACGAGAAUUCGGCCGGCCCCAACCUUGAAGUCAACCUUAACUAGGAGUGAGGGUAUUGCACUUGGCAGCAGUGCGGAGAAGAUACGCGCCUCGAUGAGGAGGUUUUCGGAAAAUACCCAGAUCGAGGUGGAUGUUACAAAUUUAAGGGAUUGUGUCCAAAGAUUGCCGUACAUCCCAGCAGAUUCAAUAAUGGUCCGGUCACAACGCACUUUGGAUGCUUUGACAGAGUUGGUACGAGCUGGUAACGCACUGAGGAUUCCUCAGGAUAUUAUUCUUGAAGCCCAGAGCCUUCGUGCCAGAUGGCUGCGUUCCGAUUUCGACAAAGCCUUGAUGCGAGGUAUCGCAUCAUCCUCGACAAUCAAUCGCGAUGUGGUCCGUGGAAAGAUAAAGCGCACCGGCGGUUGGCGGUUGGAGGAAAACUACCGCCACCGAAUUAAUGCUCUCGUUAUCGGUCAUAAUGGGCUUACAAUUGGCGAUUGGUGGCCCUUGCAGAUAUGUGCUAUGCGAGAUGGCGCUCACGGAGAGAUGGAAGCUGGUAUCUCUGGCAACAAGGAAUAUGGCUGCAUAAGCGUUGUUAUGUCGCACGGCUACAGCAAGGACGAAGACCAUGGCAACAGGGUGUUGUACUGUGGCACAGUCGGUGUUCCUGUCAAGGGAACAGGCACCUGUGUUCCCUCGGGGGGCACGAAGUUGCUACAAAUGUCUUUGAACAACGGAAAUCCCGUACGCCUUCUGCGCUCGACCAAAAGCAAAAAGCACUCUGCCUAUGCGCCGAGCGCCGGUAUCCGUUACGACGGGCUCUACGUAGUCACCGCUUACGAAAUCCUCGACGAGGCCACCCAGAUGUAUCGUUUCACUAUGGACAGACAACCCAACCAACCAGCGAUUAGGUACGAAGGUCCUGGCGUUAAGCCUAACGUCUACGAUUUGAAGGAAUGGAACAAAAUCAAGGACAUGAUGAAGGGAGAGAGGUAA
Messenger RNA from Morchella sextelata, 1266 nucleotides. RefSeq lists its product as uncharacterized. The transcript is spliced from 4 exons. Bases 1 to 1266 code for a protein of 421 amino acids. The record is from RefSeq and is a predicted model, not a curated record. Gene Ontology annotation, molecular function: ubiquitin protein ligase activity. Gene Ontology annotation, biological process: protein ubiquitination; negative regulation of gene expression via chromosomal CpG island methylation. Lineage: Eukaryota; Fungi; Ascomycota; Pezizomycetes; Pezizales; Morchellaceae.